AUGGCACGGGCGGCAACACAACAGACACGUCUAGUACAACGUACGUACGUAACGUGGGAGGAAUGCAAAGGAAGGGAAGGAAUCCUGAAUCAGGAUGGAUGGAUGGCUAGGAUGAGGGAAUUGCUGGAACUCUGCUUGAGCAUGGCGGGAUAUGGAGAAAGGGAAAUGGUAUGGGCGGCGGUCAGGGUCAAGGCAAGGGGGACAGUCUUGUCUCGUCUCCGUAGCCUUUACGGAGUAGAUGACAAAGCAAUGAAUGUUGUGGCUACUGGGUACAUACCGCUAAUGGCGCGAAUCCCGAAUGCUUGCGCUUGUGCUUGUGCUUGUGCUUGUGCUUGUGCUUGUGUAGAGAGUGGGGAUGGCGUUACUGUUACUGUUACCGUUACCAUUACUGUUACUGUACCGACGGGUGGGUGGGUGACUGGGGGGGAAGACGGAAAAGCCGAGAAGGGCUAUGCAGUUCCAUCUGAAUACCGAAUGUACUUGAUUUACAAAGGUAAGAAAAUCAUCAAAGGUCGCGCGAGCGUUUUCGAGCAGAGAGGAGAGUCGAUUGAUCUCUUGCCACCUCCCUCCCAACAACCAACCAACUCUCGCAGACAAUCUCGGAAUCAAACUGGUACAUCUACCGUAUAUGCCCUUUUCACACGUGCGUUCGUUGUCCGACUUUUGCGCGGUUGUGACGUGACUAGAUCCAAGGUUCAGAUGGUCAACAAGGUCGGUCGGUUCACUGAGAAUGCAUGCAUGGAAAAGCGUGCUUUUGGUACGUGUGUGACGGCCAUCAAGGACGACAACGACAGCAGGCCACCCAUUCGACGGUCGGAGAGAAGGAGCGAACGAACGAACUUACGAACGAACGAACGAACGAUGAGCUUUGGAGGACCGGGAGGCGCGGCGCCGAAUGCGAAACCUUCUCCACCGGAGCGUGGGAGUUUCCCGCUGGAUCAUGAUGGCGAAUGCAAAGAUGUCAUGAUGAGCUACCUCUCGUGCAUCAAGAAGGUCAAGGGCAUGAACGACCCCGAGUGCCGGCUACAUGCGAAAUCUUACCUCUCCUGUCGAAUGGAUCGGAAUCUCAUGGCGAAAGACGAAUUUAAGAACCUGGGCUUCGUGGACGAGAAAGAGCAGGCCGCUUUGGAACGGCAGAAGACGGACGAGGAGCAGCACAAGGGCGAAUUGAGGUGGUGA
This is a messenger RNA of Drepanopeziza brunnea f. sp. 'multigermtubi' MB_m1, 1179 nucleotides long. NCBI's taxonomy places the organism in Eukaryota, Fungi, Ascomycota, Leotiomycetes, Helotiales, Drepanopezizaceae. The record is from RefSeq and is a predicted model, not a curated record.